Messenger RNA from Striga hermonthica, 166 nucleotides. The record is from the annotation of a GenBank genome assembly. NCBI's taxonomy places the organism in Eukaryota, Viridiplantae, Streptophyta, Magnoliopsida, Lamiales, Orobanchaceae.
GCUAUUUGUGGAGUACGUGAUAAAACUUCAUGGAGCACCACGAUCUAUCAUCUCUGAUCGAGACCGGAUCAUUAUGAGCAGAUUUUUGUCUGAAUUCUUUAAGUUGCAAGGGAACAAGUUAUCUAUGAGCUCAGCCUACCACCCAGAGACAGAUGGACAAACUGAG